AUGCUUGGUUCGUCAGGCCCAAGUCUGGUUACUGUAGAUCUCUUCGCUAAUCGGUCAGAUCCACCCAACCCUCCAGAUCUGUCUGAUCGCAGAGGUUCGCGCCUCCUGGGACCCACAUCUCCAACCCAGCAGCCAGCUCCGGAGGGAGAUGACAACAGUUUGAUGACACCGUCCGAUCAUGGUCAGGGGGGUUCCAUGUCGGAACCCAAGACGGAACAUGGCGGUGAAGCUGAUGCUGAUGUUGUCGUCGACGACAACGAAAACGACGACGCGCCGCCGCCACUUCGGCUAAACAAGGGAAAGACCCCAGAGACCAGUAGUAGCAGCAGCAGCAGUGCGCGUCUGCUUUCCGCUCCUCUUCCUCAACAGGAUUCAAGCCCGAGUUCCGGGGACCAGGAAGCUGCGCAAGCGCAUGACGAACCGCACUCACAGAUUCAUGCUGGCGUAGCUACAGGGGAGGAGCGUUCGGGUACCCUGGUCGACGUCACGGAUGAUAUAACCACUCACCAGGAGGACAUCGAUAUCCCGAAUCACGCGACCCAACCAGAAUCGCAGGACUCGCAGGACUCGAGCUAUCCGUCAAGCCUAUUCGAAGAGCCUUGCGAACACGAUGCAACCACCACGGCCGCCUCGGCGCUAGUGGGUGAGGCGGCGACAUCUUCAUGGAAGAAGAAGGAGAAGCAGAAAGCAGACCCAGAGGCUGAGACAAGGUCCCCGUCAGAGGCGUCUGAUGGCGAGCACCCAUUUCGACCGCUCGACGUCGGCGAUCCUGGCUGGGAGAAGUCAGCAGGAAGACCGCCGACAAAGCUGCCCAUUCGCUUUCGAGAUGCUGUCGGCCGCAACUUCCUCUUCCCCUGGGAGAAGGCAAAGACAUGGGCGGGAAUGAGGAAGCUGAUCAACAGCUGCUUCAUCCACGUCGACGUCCUCGGACCGCACGUGAUGGCAGGCCGCUAUGAUCUAUCCGUCAAUCUCCCCUAUCCCAUGGACGCAGCGAACGAGAUACUCUCACCCGGCGCGCCUCUCACCCCUAUUCCUCCCGCCCAGGCGUCUUCAUCUUCGGCCACGGAAACACCCAGUUCCUUCAACACCAUCGCCAGCUCAUCAUCGUCGUCGUCAACACCAGGCCCAUCUAACUCUCAGCAGCAAAGAUCAUCCUUCGUCGUCCUCCCCGAGCUAUGGGAAGACACCGUCGAACCAGGCAUGCUCGUCGUGCAACACAUGUGGCCCUUCCAAACCCCCAAUUACGUCGCCCAACCCGCCCAGCCGUCGCCGCCGCAGCCACAGCAACACCAUCACCCCACCGGACCCCCGCCUCCCGGCCAUCAUAUGGGCACCGCUGGGAGGGGCAGGGGUGCGCGUGGACGCGGAAGAGGAGGAGCGGCGGGCGCGGGACUCUUCGCCGGGCGCGGAGGUGGCAUAAUGCCUUCGCAGCCGCCUCCGAGGGGAAAACAAGGAAGCGCCAGGAUAGGGGUUGACAGGGGAUCCAUCGAAAAGAAUUCGGGAUGGGAGGAGGAGAGAGAAGGUGGUAAAAGCGAUGCCAUUGUUUUGAAUUAA
Xylaria bambusicola is the source of this 1554-nucleotide messenger RNA. RefSeq lists its product as uncharacterized. The coding region runs from base 1 to 1554 and encodes 517 amino acids. The transcript has 3 exons. The record is from RefSeq and is a predicted model, not a curated record. Lineage: Eukaryota; Fungi; Ascomycota; Sordariomycetes; Xylariales; Xylariaceae.